AGCUGGGAUUUAAGUCCGGAUGCAUCAUAGAGAUGCCGCCAAUUCUGCCAGUUGGGAGCUGGCAUCCAGACGAGUCCAUCAUACCUAAAUCUGGUUGAUGGAAGCUAUGCCGCUAAUAAUAAAUCCCAAACCGCAGAUUUCAAAGGAGGCCAGGUUAGUAUACGAGCAGCGACGCAAAUUCGGGAGCAAGCCUCGCCGUCGCUCUGCGGGAAGCCAACGUGGAGGCGGGCGACGGGCAAAACAAAAGCCCUCGGAAGUCGGACUCGGCGAGCUUUGAUGCGGAGCGCUUGCCGGAAGGGCCGCGUCAAUGCGGCCAAGAGAACCCCGGUUGCACGCCUCAAAACAAGCAAAAGGGCAAACUCUGCCGGGCGCUGGAGGCGUCUGAAUAAGACCCGCGAUCGGACAUGCAAGAAGACGAACCAGGAGGAGGAGGAGCGGGAGCCGGAGGAUCCGCGCUUGGAGAACCGAAAGGAUUUUGGAGCCAAAAUAUAUUGGAUUAUUUUCUGAACACCAAGCAAAUUAAAACAAGAGAUGGAGCUGAAAUCAUUUGGUAUCACAGAGCAAACAGCAAGCAACACAUGAAAGAGGCAAUACAGAGUGCUGCUCACAUGAUAGAAGCAGAUGUCCUCCUUUACGAUAAUCACCCAGUCAUGGCUCAUCCGCCUGAAACAAAUAGUGAUAACUCACUCAAAGAAUGGUUAAAUGAAAUUAAAAACACCAACAAAGGGAUCAAGCUUGAUUUUAAAAGUCUAGAAGCUGUGAAUCCCUCAAUGAAGCUUCUUGGAGACCUGCAUCUUAGGCAACCUGUUUGGAUUAAUGCAGACAUACUUCUAGGACCUAAAGGAAAUCACCCUGUAGAUGCAAAGGGAUUCCUAGACACAGUGAUAUCAUAUUUUCCAGAUGUAACUUUAUCUUUGGGAUGGACUACUGGGAGAAUUAAUUCAAAAUGCAAUACAGGUUAUAGUCUAGCCAUGGUACAAGAAAUGGCAGAACUAUGUAGAGAUCGUACUCAGCCAAUCACUUUUGCUGCAAGAGCUGAUUUGGUCUGUCGGUCAAAAUCUGAACUUCUGUGGUUACUACAGCAAUCAAACAGGUACACAUUAACCAUUUGGACUGGAAAAGAUGAUGAAUAUUCCGUAGAUGAUUUACUCUUCAUCAGAGCCAGCUUUGAUAAAUGUAGAGUUUUUUAUGAUAUCUUGGAGCCACAAAAUUCCGAAUUCAGAAAAGCCAUAGGAAUAUAAAAAAGGAUAAAUAAAAAAGUCCAAUCAACAAUA
Messenger RNA from Notechis scutatus (mainland tiger snake), 1274 nucleotides. It is a transcript of the gene FAM151B, whose product is annotated as family with sequence similarity 151 member B. The record is from RefSeq and is a predicted model, not a curated record. NCBI's taxonomy places the organism in Eukaryota, Metazoa, Chordata, Lepidosauria, Squamata, Elapidae.